This is a messenger RNA of Antrostomus carolinensis (chuck-will's-widow), 2853 nucleotides long. It is a transcript of the gene PLXNB2, whose product is annotated as plexin B2. Gene Ontology annotation, biological process: regulation of cell shape; regulation of cell migration; regulation of GTPase activity. The transcript has 21 exons. Gene Ontology annotation, cellular component: semaphorin receptor complex; plasma membrane. The annotation marks the transcript as partial. The record is from RefSeq and is a predicted model, not a curated record. Gene Ontology annotation, molecular function: semaphorin receptor activity. Lineage: Eukaryota; Metazoa; Chordata; Aves; Caprimulgiformes; Caprimulgidae.
AUGUGCUUGGAGACAGACGAGUGGAAAAGUAGAGAAGUGGAAGAAGACGACAUGCAGAACCUAGGUGAUGCCCCAACGGAGUGCACUCCUCUUGUUCUUGAAUACUGUGCAAGGGACCAGAAUUUGAUCAUUUCCUCUUUGCAGGAACCUCAUCCUUCUCAAAUAAGACCUGAAAGUGGUCCACAAGCGGGUGGAACCACACUUACCAUCACUGGUACAAACCUGGCCACUGGUUCCAAGAAGGAUGUUCAAGUUUCAGUUGGUAGCCAGCCUUGCAAUGUCACUGAAUUUGGAGAUGAGAUUGUUUGCAUCACAGGACCUAAUAGCAAGGUUGAAGAUGUUCCAGUCACAAUGGACUAUGGGGGCACAACAGUUAGUGUACCACAGCUGUUUUCAUACAGUGAAAAUCCUACUGUCACCAAGUUCCUGCCAGUAAAUAGCUUCAGCAGUGGAGGGAGAAAUAUUACAGUAACUGGAACCGGUUUUGAGCUCAUCCAGAGUUUCUCGUUGGUGGUAUAUGCAGAGCGUCCAGAAGCAGGGAGAACAAAUCUUAAAAGGUUUGAUGGAAAACUUGUUACAAGACUCAAUGAAACUACAGUGGUUUUUUCUUCCCCACCAAUACUGGAAGACCCAGAAAACUAUAACAUUACCACUAUUAUUCUAAUGGAUCAUUAUCAUUUGGUUGUAAAAAAUGAGAGCCACUCCUUUGCCUAUGUUGCAGACCCAACCUUUGAAAACUUCACAGAUGGCAUCAAAAAACAAGUCAACAAGCUUAUUAACGCAAAGGGCAGUAACCUGAACAAAGCCAUGACGAUAGAUGAGGCCCAGGCUUUUGUGGGUGAUGAACCUUGCAACAUAAAAACACUAACUGAAACGGACUUAUAUUGUGAGCCACCAGAAGUACAGCCUCAACCAAAGAAACGACAGAAGAGAGAUACCAUUAAUAACCUUCCUGAAUUUAUUGUGAAAUUUGGACUCCGGGAAUGGAUCCUUGGAAGGGUGGAAUAUGAUACACGUGUGAGUGACGUCCCACUGAAUCUUAUUUUGCCACUGGUACUUAUUCCUAUGAUAGCAAUAAUCGUCUUUUCUAUCAUCUGUUACAGACGCAAGAGCCAACAAGCAGAACGAGAGUACGAAAAAAUUAAAUCACAACUUGAAGGACUGGAGGAGAGUGUCAGAGACCGGUGCAAGAAGGAGUUCACAGAUCUAAUGAUAGAGAUGGAGGAUCAGACAAAUGAUAUCAAUGAAGCUGGAAUUCCAGUACUGGACUAUAAAACCUACACGGACAGAGUCUUCUUCUUGCCCUCCAAAGACGGAGAGAAAGACGUGAUGAUUACAGGGAAGCUGGAUAUUCCUGAGGCCAGGCGGCAGACUGUGGAGCAGGCUUUGAACCAGUUCUCCAACCUCCUCAAUUCCAAAUCAUUUCUCAUUAAUUUUAUUCACACACUGGAAAACCAAAGGGAGUUCUCUGCUCGAGCUAAAGUGUAUUUUGCAUCUUUACUGACAGUUGCUUUACAUGGAAAACUAGAAUAUUAUACUGACAUCAUGAGGACGCUGUUCUUGGAACUGAUGGAGCAGUAUGUUGUGGCCAAAAAUCCAAAGCUGAUGCUAAGAAGAUCUGAAACAGUUGUUGAGAGAAUGUUGUCUAACUGGAUGUCUAUUUGUUUGUAUCAGUACCUCAAGGACAAUGCUGGGGAACCCCUUUAUAAAUUGUUCAAGGCUAUCAAACACCAGGUAGAAAAAGGCCCAGUGGAUGCUGUUCUAAAGAAAGCCAAGUAUACGCUGAAUGACACAGGCUUACUGGGAGAUGAUGUAGAGUAUACACAGCUGACAGUAAAUGUAUAUGUACAAGAUGGAGGAAUCGAUUCCAUACCUGUGAAAGUGCUGAACUGUGAUACUAUAUCACAAGUAAAGGAAAAGAUAAUAGACCAAGUCUAUCGAAAUCUGCCGUGUUCUCAGUGGCCAAAAGCUGAGAGUGUAGUUCUUGAGUGGCGUCCAGGUUCUACUGCACAGAUCCUCUCAGACUUGGAUUUAACAUCCCAAAGAGAUGGCAGAUGGAAACGUAUCAACACACUAAUGCAUUAUAAUGUCCGAGAUGGUGCCACGCUCAUCUUAUCAAAAAUGGGAGUUUCCCAGCAGCCAGAGGAUAAUCAGCAAGAUGUCCCAGGGGAAAGGCAUGCACUCCUGGAAGAGGAAAAUAAGGUCUGGCAUCUAGUCCGGCCAGUAGAUGAAAUAGAUGAAGGCAAAUCGAAGAGGGGCAGCGUGAAAGAAAAAGAGAGGACCAAAGCAAUUACAGAAAUCUACCUGACCAGACUUCUCUCUGUGAAGGGGACUCUUCAGCAGUUUGUAGAUAACUUCUUUCAUAGCGUGCUCAACUCGAACCAUGUGGUGCCACCAGCUGUGAAAUACUUCUUUGACUUUCUUGAUGAGCAAGCAGAAAAACAUGACAUCAAGGAUGAAGAUACCAUUCACAUCUGGAAAACAAACAGCCUGCCUCUUAGAUUCUGGGUAAACAUACUGAAAAAUCCCCAUUUCAUCUUUGAUGUUCAUGUUCACGAAGUAGUGGAUGCUUCCUUGUCAGUCAUUGCACAGACUUUCAUGGAUGCUUGCACAAGAACAGAGCACAAAUUAAGCAGAGAUUCUCCGAGUAACAAAUUACUUUAUGCAAAAGAAAUCUCUAACUACAAGAAAAUGGUGGAAGAUUACUACAAAGGUAUUCGUCAAAUGGUGCCAGUUAGUGACCAAGACAUGAAUACCCAUCUAGCAGAGAUUUCUAGGGCACAUACCGAUUCCUUAAAUACGCUUGUGGCUCUACACCAACUUUACCAGUAUACUAACAAAUACUAUGAUGAG